UUUCUCUAUCACUAAUCUUGUCCUCGCAAUACACUCGCUCUGUGAGAGCAAUUAGAUUCAGCACCGUUUUCAGUGCCUCUGCAAUGACUCAUUGAAACAUCUUCUGUGCUGAUAAAGCCGCAUCUCUAUUCUCCCCCCCCUGCCACACUCACACACACAUACACACACUUAAACACAUACACACACGCACAGGACGUAUAGUUGGGCUGCCUUCAGUACAUCGGGACUGCGCUUCUUACUUUGGAUUUGCAGAGCAGCCGGCUGGACGUGGACUUUACCGUGUUUUUCCUAUGUGGUGUGUAUUUCGCCUGAAGUCGGGACUUACAUAAAAGAGUGAGACGGUGGAGAUACAGGCUGAGGAUUUCCCAUCACACUGGAGCCCAGGUAACCAAAGACCAUCCUAGGUUCUUUCCUGUUCUGGACAAGGGAGUCAUACAGCAGCAGUCAGUCUCCAUGCAGGCUCUCAGGAUGGGGAGCUUUGAGAAAGCAGCUUUGUUUGGCUGGGGCUCCUUCUCUCAGCUUGCAGCCUGAGGAGAAGGAAGCAUCUCGGCGGAGGGGCAGGGGGUGCGCCAAGGAUCCGAGGUUGGACCAUAACCACGACCUGCCAGGCUCAGGCUCAGCACAGCAGGAGCAUGUCAGCGCCCAGAGGCCCUUCAUGGAUGUGUCGCUUCACAGCCAAGGCCAACCUUCUGCUGUGGAUAGGGCUGACGUCCAUCUGUAUAUCCACUGUUCAGGCCCAGCAGCACCCAGUGGUCACCACCAAUCAUGGAAAAUUGCGGGGAGUGAAGGUUACAUUACCCAAUGAAAUCCUGGGACCAGUGGAACAGUAUUUGGGGAUCCCGUAUGCAUUGGCACCAACAGGGGAGCGGAGGUUCCAGCCACCGGAGCCACCCAUGUCCUGGCCGGGCAUCAGGAAUGCUACUCAGUUUGCUCCGGUUUGUCCUCAGUUCUUAGAGGACCGCUUUUUACUCAAUGACAUGCUCCCUGUGUGGUUCACCGCCAACUUGGAUACACUGGUAACCUAUGUGCAGGAGCAGAGUGAGGACUGCCUUUACCUGAACAUCUACGUCCCCACAGAGGAUGAUAUCCACGAUGAGAACGGGUUAAAGCCGGUCAUGGUUUACAUCCACGGAGGCUCCUACAUGGAGGGAACCGGCAACAUGAUUGACGGCAGCAUCCUGGCCAGCUACGGAAACGUCAUUGUCAUCACAAUCAACUACCGGCUCGGAGUUCUGGGGUUUCUAAGCACAGGAGACCAGGCAGCCAAGGGCAACUACGGCCUGCUGGAUCAAAUUCAGGCUCUCAGGUGGAUCAAAGAAAACAUCCAGGCCUUCAAAGGAGAUCCAAAAAGAGUGACCAUUUUUGGCUCUGGUGCCGGAGCAUCGUGCGUCAGCCUGCUCACCCUCUCACAUUACUCAGAAGAUCUGUUCCAGAAAGCCAUCAUCCAGAGUGGCACAGCUUUGUCCAGCUGGGCGGUCAACUAUCAGCCUGCCAAGUACACACGAGCCCUGGCUGAGAAGGUGGGCUGCAACAUGUUGGACACCAUAGACCUGGUGGAGUGUCUGCAGAACAAGAACUACAAGGAGCUGAUUGAGCAGUACAUCACACCUGCAAAGUACCACAUCGCCUUUGGGCCUGUGAUCGAUGGAGAUGUGAUCCCGGAUGACCCGCAGAUCCUAAUGGAGCAAGGAGAGUUCCUCAACUACGACAUCAUGCUGGGGGUCAAUCAAGGGGAGGGAUUUAAGUUUGUAGAUGGCAUUGUGGACAGCGAGGAUGGGGUGUCUGCCAAUGAUUUUGACUUUGCUGUGUCAGACUUUGUGGACCAUCUCUAUGGCUACCCAGAGGGCAAGGACACUCUGCGCGAGACCAUCAAAUUCAUGUACACAGACUGGGCAGACAAGGAGAACCCAGAGACCCGGCGCAAGACCUUGGUGGCUCUGUUCACUGACCACCAGUGGGUAGCACCAGCAGUGGCCACAGCCGACCUCCACGCCCAGUAUGGCUCGCCCACCUACUUCUACGCUUUCUACCACCACUGUCAGAGCGACAUGAAGCCCAGCUGGGCCGACUCAGCCCAUGGUGAUGAAGUACCGUACGUGUUUGGAAUCCCUAUGAUUGGCCCCACAGAUCUCUUCAACUGCAACUUCUCCAAGAAUGACGUGAUGCUGAGCGCUGUUGUCAUGACCUACUGGACUAACUUUGCUAAAACAGGGGAUCCAAACCAGCCAGUCCCACAGGAUACAAAGUUCAUCCACACAAAGCCCAACCGGUUUGAGGAGGUAGCCUGGACCAAGUACAACCCCAAAGACCAGCUCUACCUCCACAUUGGCCUCAAACCUCGAGUCCGAGACCACUACCGAGCUACCAAGGUCGCAUUCUGGUUAGAACUAGUGCCGCACCUCCACAACAUAAAUGAAUUUUUUCAGUAUGUAUCCACUACUACCAAGAUACCCCCACAGGACACCACCCCCUAUCCUUACACCAAACGGUUCCCUGGCAAAAACAACUGGCCGUCCACCACCCGCCACCCUGGGGUCCCACCUGCCAACACUAAACAAACCACCGACCAGCGCAAAAGUGGCGAUCUGACGGAUGAGUCGACCGUGGUGAUCGAAACCAAGAGGGACUACUCCACCGAGCUCAGUGUCACCAUCGCAGUCGGAGCCUCCCUGCUCUUUCUGAAUAUCCUCGCCUUUGCUGCGCUCUACUACAAGAAAGACAAACGACGGCACGAGUCCAACCGGCGCGUUCCCACCCCGCAGCGGAACUCAGCUCCCACCAACACGCCAUCCACCGCCAACGACGUGGCCCACCUGCAAAGCGAGGAGCUGAUGUCACUGCAGAUGAAGCAGCAGCAGCUGGAGCACGAGCACCACCACGAGUGCGAGUCGCUGCAGGCCCACGACACGCUGCGCCUCACCUGCCCACCUGACUACACCCUCACCCUGCGCCGGUCGCCUGACGAUAUACCCCUGAUGACACCCAGCACCAUCACCAUGAUCCCCAACUCGCUGGCUGGCAUGCAGCCUCUGCACAACUUCAAUACUUUCGGUGGCAGCCAGAACAGUACCAACUUACCCCAUGGUCACUCCACCACACGGGUAUAGCUCUGCUGGGACAAGAAGGUGCCGGAUUCCCUCUGGACCAGCCACUAACCACACAAGGCAAACAUGAGUGACUGACUGUGGGAAGCACAGAGUCCAAAGUCUCAGCAAAUGUUAUUUUGCUACCAUGCCUUCUCGAAAAGUAUUAACAUUAUAGAUUGAUCAUGAACUGGUGAAAAUAUUCAAAGUGAAUGUUACUAUAGUAAUAACUCUAUUUGGAGCUAAGCUUCACAGAACGUUUUUGAGGAGUUUUACCAAAAGAAAAGGCAACCAGGGGAUGACUGUUAAUAUUCUUACAACAUAAAAUGAAGAGUUUGAGCGACAAAGAAACCUUUGCAGAGGCUUUUGUGCCAUAAAUACACAAUAGGAAGACAGUGGCAACAGUUGUUGAAAAGCAACAAUUGAACAUCUGGGAUAUCAUCUUUUCAUGAUCCUUCAUGAAGAAGACACCUGACUUGGGCACACAAUUCUACCCCCCAGCCUGAAAUGUAUUUAUGAAAACUUUGUUAAAAAAUUUUAAAACAACAAACAAAAAAGGUAUAUAGUUGUGCGUGGAAAUUUAAAAAUUUUAAAAAGAAAAAAGGAUAUUAAAAGAGCUCCUUCUGUUUUUAUUUUGGCUGAGAUUUAUUUUCUUGUUGUUGUUGUUUUGUUUUAUUUGUUUUAUUUUUUUAUUUCUUUUUAUUUUAUUUUUAUCCAGCUUGUGUGUUCUGUUAAGGUGCGUGUAAAUAUAAUCAAACAUCCUUCAUUCCUUUUCCAAUUACUACCUGUGUUUCAUUAUUUUUCACAGAACGACCAAAAUGCGAACACAAUCCCAUCCUUGAAGAGUUGCACAUUGUGCAUCUGCAGGUCAUCACAUACAGUACUGUCUUGUGCGUUGCUUUGUGUCCACUCUCUAGACAUUGCAUGUCCAGGAAGAGCUUUACUCUAUAUUUUCAGACACAUCUCCUGUCUGAGAAUGAGGACUGACUGGAUCUCAUAACCUGCUCUCAUCCUGUUACACUUCCAGUAGUUUUCUUUGUGGGCUUUUUCUGUCUUGCAAUCUCAGCACUGCCUGAGCUUACAGUGUGACCAGCAAUGUAUUACUUAGAAAUAAAAAAAAGGCAGUGAUUUUUUUUUCUUUUCUUUUUUUGUAUCAAUAUUAGUUGGAUAUGUUUGUAAAGAAAAUAUAUGUUAGAUAUUUCAAAUUGUCAUAUGCUAGCAAUAUGUAAAGUAUUGUGCCAGGCUUGUGAUAUUUUGGGUUACAAAAGCAAGUGAAUGUGUAAAUAUUAAUGAUAUUAAUUAUGAUAAAAUUAUAACAAAGUAACCAUUAACUCUCUUUCCGUUUUGCAUCCUAUUACAAAAAAAAAGAAAGAAAAAAAAUAAUGGAAAUACAUCCAGAGGAUUUUAAGCUACAUUUGUAAAUUCUAUAAAAAGAUAUAUUCUUGCCAUUUGGCCCCUAAACCAGUCAAGAUAACAAGGGUUUUAAUGUAGAGUUUUAAAAUCCUUAGUUUGUCUUAUAUUUGUUUGCAGUUUUGCCUUAAGUGAUAAUAGAGAUAUUUCUGGCUGGACACCUGUAUAAACUUUUUCUGCAACAUUUUUAAUAAAAUAUCACAGUAUUUUCUAAAAAAAAAAAAAAAAGAAAGAAAGAAAGAAAAAAAAGAAAAAAGACAAAGAAUGUUUAAUUGGAUCUGAUUGGAUGGCUGUUUGUGUUGUGUGUGCAAACAAACAUGAUUGGAUGUCUAC
Lates calcarifer (barramundi perch) is the source of this 4826-nucleotide messenger RNA. RefSeq names its product neuroligin 4 X-linked a (gene nlgn4xa). Bases 633 to 3107 code for a protein of 824 amino acids. Gene Ontology annotation, molecular function: neurexin family protein binding; signaling receptor activity. Gene Ontology annotation, biological process: synaptic vesicle endocytosis; modulation of chemical synaptic transmission; postsynaptic membrane assembly. NCBI's taxonomy places the organism in Eukaryota, Metazoa, Chordata, Actinopteri, Centropomidae. The transcript has 6 exons. Gene Ontology annotation, cellular component: synapse; postsynaptic specialization membrane; cell surface. The record is from RefSeq and is a predicted model, not a curated record.